AUCUCCAGGCCGUCGAACCCUUUGGGCCCGGCGCCCGGCACGUAGUAAGCGCUCGACGGCGAUUGCGAGGCUGCCAACUAUUAGACGACGACGACGACGGUGAUUGAUAUCGUGACUCGUCGGGGUUGUGGGGUCCAGGGGAGCUGCGGACUGCGUCGAGGAUGGCGGAGGCGUCGGCCUGGCGGUCUGGCUGUGCCCGGGGCCUGUCCUCGCUGUACAGCUGCCGCUGGCGGGGGUCCAAGACCCCGGAGACCACCCAGUGUGACCGCGUGUGGUUGGGCCUGCUGUCGGCCACGUGUCUCCUGGCUGUGGGCUGGCUCUACGUCAGCCUCGUCCUGCUCAAUGACCUGCACAACUUCAACGAGUUCCUGUUCCGCAACUGGGGCCACUGGUUGGACUGGUCGUGGGUGCUGCUCCUCGUGGCCUCCCUGCUGGUCGUCUACUCCUCCGUGCUCCUGCUCCUGGCCCUGCUCCUCGUGUUGUGUGGGAAACCGCUGAGGCUCCAUUGGCUGCACAAGGGCCUGCUGCUGUUGACCGUGGCGGUGGUGGGCGCCGGCCUCCUCCUGCUCGAACUCCGGUGGCGGGAAGAGUGGGACAGCCUGCGCCUCUCCCUGAAGGCCACGGGCCCCUUCCUCCACGUGGGCGGCGUGGCGGCGCUCACCCUGCUGGCCUGGCCGCUGGCGGACGCCUACUACGGGACCCCGAGGACAGGGUCUGGGCCGCUGCUGGGGCUGUUCCUGGGGUCGGCCCUGGUCCUCUACCUGCUGCCGCUGGGCAUCUCCUCGCCCUGCAUCAUGGAGCCCGCCCAGCUGCCCCCGAAACCCGCCCUGGUGGGACACCGAGGGGCCCCCAUGCUGGCCCCCGAAAACACCCUGAUGUCGUUGCGGAAAACCGCCGAGUGCGGGGCGCGGGUCUUCGAGACGGACGUGAUGGUCAGUUCGGACGGCGUCCCCUUCCUGAUGCACGACGAGAGGCUGGUCAGGACGACGAACGUGGCCCCCGAAUGGGCCAACGAGCACAGCAGUAAUCUCUCCUGGAAGGAGCUGCAGACCCUCAAUGCCGGGGCCUGGUUUCUGCAGCGUCGGCCUUUCUGGGGGUCCCCAGCCCUGUCGGAGGGGGAGCGGCUGGAGGCGGGGAACCAGUCGGUGCCCGCGCUGGGCCGGGCCCUGCGGGAGGCGGCCGCCCUCCACCUGGCCGUCAUGUUCGACCUGCGCCGGCCCCCGGCCCACCACGCCCACCGCCACGACUUCGUCCAGAGGACCCUCGGCGCUGUGCUGGACUCCGGCGUGCCCCAAAACACGGUGCUCUGGCUUCCAGAUGAGGAGCGGGCGGAGGUCCAGCGGCAGGCCCCGGGCGUCCAGCACAUUUACGGCAGGCACGGGACCCCCGGGGCCCUGCCCGAGACCCCCAACGUCUCCCACGGCCCCCCCGGGCACGGCCUCAAUCUCCCCUACCAGGACCUGUUGCGCCUCGACUUGCCGGCUCUGCACCGGGACAACGUGACGGUCAACCUGUUCGUAGUGGACGCCCCCUGGCUCUUCUCCCUGCUGUGGUGCUCCGCCGUCGACUCGGUCACCACCAACGCCUGCCAACGCCUCCAACCCCUGCGCCGCCCGCUCUGGAUGAUGAGGCCUAGGACGUACCAGCUGGUCUGGGUGGCGACGGACUUCAUCUCGGCCCUGCUGCUGCUCUGUGUCUUCUGCGUCCAGCGGAGACGUGCCAGGCAAAGACAGCGACGUGGCCCGGAGUCCACCGUGCUGCUAACGAGGAUCGACAGCUUGGGCUCGUCGGCGUCCAGUUCAUCCCCGGGGUCGCCGACGGCCACCGAGGAGACCCCCCGGCCCCCCGACGGACCGUGAACCGCGGCCGGAGGCCGAAAUUGAGGGCGUCGUUGGAGGGGAGGGGGCCGCUUCCCCUGGGUUUGUCCGGCGUGGAGGCAGGGGAGUGGACAGGAUGACCCCGUGGCGUCUCCCCGCCGUGAUACCGUUCGGGCCU
Molecule: messenger RNA, 1995 nt
Organism: Tachyglossus aculeatus (Australian echidna)
Lineage: Eukaryota; Metazoa; Chordata; Mammalia; Monotremata; Tachyglossidae
Gene: GDPD2
Product: glycerophosphodiester phosphodiesterase domain containing 2
Exons: 15
Coding region: 162-1859 (565 amino acids)
Biological process (GO): lipid metabolic process
Cellular component (GO): membrane
Molecular function (GO): glycerophosphodiester phosphodiesterase activity
Source: RefSeq, a predicted model, not a curated record